Molecule: messenger RNA, 2771 nt
Organism: Spea bombifrons (plains spadefoot toad)
Lineage: Eukaryota; Metazoa; Chordata; Amphibia; Anura; Pelobatidae
Gene: HGSNAT
Product: heparan-alpha-glucosaminide N-acetyltransferase
Exons: 18
Coding region: 315-2183 (622 amino acids)
Source: RefSeq, a predicted model, not a curated record
AGAGGGUAUGUUCUUUCUAGGGAGGGUGACGUAUAGUAUGGGAAGGAAAUAGAAACCGUUCGGUUGCGUAUGUGUGAGAUGUAGGCUGGGUUGUGUGUAUUUCGCAAACCCAUGGAGGGUUGAAAUCGUAGCAGAGGAAAACACGGAUAGCAGCAGCAAUAUUAUUGGACAGCAAGGUUGCCAAAAUAAUUGACUGGGUCAAUUAAUACAGGAAAGCUCUGGAAAAAAAAACAGAGAAAGUAAGAAACGGAGGAGAAGAGAAAGAAGAGGCUUUCUUCCUAUUAGUGGAAAAUAGACCACUAGUAAGCCACGAGAUGCGUUCUGUGGGGCACCUCCGGGCUCCUUCCCUGUCCAUCCUCAUAGUUCAAACCAUCUUGUUCCUGGUCGACUGCGCCAGCUCUUGUACUGGUAGCCAGCAUGAAGAUGACUUUGGGAGAGCAGCAUGCUUGAAAAUGGAUCAGGCGCUACUUUUAAUUCAUAAUGAAUUAAAUCUUGAAGGAUUUGUUGUCAGUUGGCGUUCUGAUCAGUGCUUCCAGUGCCUGUAUCAAGUUUUAAUUGAUGUUAAUGCUACAAAUGAUGUAAGUACAGCGGUGGACACCAGACACUCCCUUACUCUUCAACUGAAUGGCACCUCACGGAAAAAAGAACUGUGUCGUAUACACUACAGAUUUAGUGAAUAUGGAAAUUAUUCCUUGUGGGUGAAGCUCAACCUUUCUGAAAGCACCAAUGUAACGUGCAGCAUUGUAAUCAACCAGAAUCCAGGCUACAGCUACCUUCCCAUCCUUAUAGCUUUAUUGAUGUACCUGGCCAUUUUCUGCAUCUACGCCUUGGGAUCUUUUAUUUUUAGACUUGGUGCUGUCCAGAACUGGCUAUGUAAAAAAAUGAAUCCUAUCGAAACAGACCGGCUCAUAAAUUCUGAGUUGGGAUCCCCAAACAGAGCAGAUCUUUGCAACCACGAAAUACAUGUAGCAUGGAAUUCUUCUUCCCAAAGACUCCGUUCUCUUGACACAUUCAGAGGGCUUGCUCUCAUAAUCAUGGUAUUUGUUAAUUAUGGUGGAGGAGGCUACUGGUUCUUCAAACACCAGAGCUGGAAUGGUUUAACACUAGCAGAUCUUGUUUUUCCAUGGUUUGUUUUUAUCAUGGGAGCCUCCAUUUACUUGUCUCUGAACUCCAUGCUCCGAAAAGGCACUACCCGGUGGAAACUUUUUUGGAAAGUACUAUGGAGGAGUAUUCAACUUUUCCUCAUUGGAUUAUUUAUUAUAAAUGAAAACUACUGCCGUUACCCUUUGUCUUGGAAUGAACUACGCAUUAUGGGUGUUCUUCAGAGACUAAGCUUGACAUAUCUUAUGGUUUCUGCUUUGGAGUUACUCUUUGCCAAGCCUACACUGGAUGUUCCUCCUAGGAGCCGGAUAUGUUUCCUUUUUCAAGAUUUGAUUUCCUUUUGGCCUCAGUGGGGUUUAAUACUCUUUCUAGAAGCAGUCUGGUUGUGUUUAACUCUUUUGUUACCAGUUCCAGGUUGCCCAGUAGGCUAUCUGGGUCCCGGUGGAAUUGGAGAUUUUGGCAAGUUUCCAAACUGUACAGGAGGAGCGGCUGGUUAUAUUGAUCGCUUGGUUAUUGGUGAAGCACACAUUUAUCAACAUCCAUCUUCCAAUGUGAUCUAUAAGACAACAAUCCCUUAUGACCCUGAAGGAAUACUUGGAACCAUAAAUUCUGUUGUAAUUGCAUUUUUGGGUCUUCAGGUUGGGAAAGUACUCGUGUAUUACAAGAAUCAGCACAGACAGGUGUUAGUGAGCCUAUUUACAUGGGGUGUCUUCAUGGGGGUUGUGUCAGCAAUUUUAACAAAAUGUUCCACAAAUGAAGGUUUCAUUCCAGUGAAUAAAAAUCUGUGGUCCAUCUCCUAUGUGACAACUCUGAGCUGUUUUGCAUUCUUUCUCCUGGUGCUCAUAUAUUUUCUGGUAGAUGUAAAGAAGCUUUGGUCAGGUGCCCCAUUUUACUAUCCUGGAAUGAACUCUAUUCUUAUUUACGUGGGCCAUGAAGUGUUCAAAAAUUAUUUCCCCUUUAAAUGGAAAAUGCAGAACACCAAGUCGCAUGGUGAGCACCUUACCCAGAACCUUCUAGCUACUUCUAUCUGGGUGCUGAUAUCCUACAUCCUUUACAGAAAACGGAUAUUUUGGAAGAUCUAAGAAAAUCCCAAGCAUCCUCUUGUAUCAGGAUGUAAUUCGGACUACAGUACAGACCUAUGCCUCUUCCAUGAGCCUGCCCCAUGUCAAUCUCUGUGGCCUACCCAUGUUACAGCCAUCACUCCACUUUCUGAUCCUCCUAUGCUUCCGUUGCACAUGCUCCUCUUGCUGUCACAGCCAAUUAAGGACUGUGAGAGAGCAGGGAGGCUGGCCCUGGUACACCAGUAAUUGUUGAAAUGCCCACCAUCAGUAGGGUACAACCAAGACUGCAGCUUUUGUACAACGCUUUACUUACUGAUCAAGCCAUUAUUGGACUCAGAAAAACAAACAUGAUCCAGCUCUGGUUAUUUAAAGUUGCAUCUCAGUUAUUUAUUUAUUUCUACCGUGGUCUUAAAUGUGUACCAUUUGUGUAUUCUUUCCAAUAAUGAGAAGUGUUUACAUUUUUAUUCAUAAAUCAUAUUUAGAUGUAACAGUUAUGCUGAUCAGCAACCUAAACUUUAAAAUCUGUAGCAGUGCCUUGUUACUUGUAAUGUACUCCGAGUACUAGCUGCUAUGCAUUUAAAAAAAAAAAAAAAAUGGUGGUAGGGGCUC